Messenger RNA from Saccostrea cuccullata (small rock oyster), 2236 nucleotides. RefSeq lists its product as uncharacterized. NCBI's taxonomy places the organism in Eukaryota, Metazoa, Mollusca, Bivalvia, Ostreida, Ostreidae. The record is from RefSeq and is a predicted model, not a curated record. The transcript has 17 exons. The coding region runs from base 1 to 2103 and encodes 700 amino acids.
AUGAGGAAGCAUAUGAGUGUGGACGAACACUCCAUGGUAGCAGGGAUGCUGGAAGCUGGCAAAACGCAACGUCCCGUUGCAGAAAGGCUUUAUCUUUCCCAAAGCGGAAUUAACGAUUAUGGAACCGAUAUUUACAGGCAACCUGACAGUUUAAAAUACCGGAAUGAUAUUCUUCAUCCUAUUGUUAGACGUACUGCAUAUACUCUGGGGGAGGAUUUCAUCUUAAUGGACGAUAAUGCUCGACCUCAUAGAGUCCGAAUCGUAAACGAGUACAUGGAAAUUCGUCUUACACUUCCCCAAAUUCAACGGGAGCUUCAGACAGCAUUGUGGGGGAACGGCAACAGAUCCCUCAAGCUUGGACGGCUGAUGGGCAGCAUGGCUUCACCUUCACCUUCAGUAUCACAAGCAACAACAGAGAAUAAAAACCAGAAAACAAGUUCAAUAACAGCAGGUUUACCAAAAUCAUCGCUUGAGACAACGACCAUAUCAUCAGGAGAUACACUUUCACCUCCAGUAUCACAACCAGGAACAGAGAAUCAAAACCAGAAUGCAAGUACAGUUAACGGAGGCUUAUCUUCAACAACAAAACCACCUACAACAUCCAGUGACAUCUCAGGAGAUAAAGAGACAACUCCACAACCAAUCACUUAUCCGGAGUUUCCAGCAAUUAUCAAACCUAAUGUAGCAAUUCCCUUUGUCUUGGUAAUCAAUGCAAAUUUAACAUUGAUUUUAUCAAAACAUAACGAUUUGGAAUAUUUGAAGAACAAUAUUUCUAAAACACUAACCCCUAAAUUCAAAAAUACGCAAGGAUUUAUAUCGUUACAAGUGACUAACCUGACUGAAGGCAGUAUUUUAGCUGACUAUAAAGUUAUUUUAAAUGCAAGUAAAGGUCUUGCCAAAACCAAUAAUUCCAUUAAUAUGGCUCUCAAAGCAGCUACUACUGACUGGCAAAACUACACGUUUUUUGGUGAAAAAGUAGAUACAACAAAAACUGAAAAGAGAUCUGUGGAAAUCUAUAAUACUAACAUAGACACAAUACUCAAAGACUUAAUAUGUUCCUGUCCUUUUGAGUACAAGUGUAUUAAUAAGACGUGCUAUCACAAAUGCAAAUCGAAGGAGAAAAAUUGUGUUAACCGUGGUUAUUGUUUUGUCUCCCCAGAAGGAGAGCCAAAGUGCAGUUGUCAAUCAAAUGAAACAAAUAUCUUUUACGGAGAAACAUGUGAGAAGCAAAUUCUUAUACCCACUAAGAAAAGUACCACAGAGGGAAUAACGCCAAAAUCAAAGACAGACGAUGAAAACAUACCCUUAAGCAAACUCACAAUCAUAGCUAUAUCCAGUGGUGUAGGAGGCGGUGCUGUUAUUAUACUUAUAAUUGUUGUUAUCUGCAUCUGUGUUCGCUGGAGUUCGGAAAAAAGUGUUAAGGAAGAUGGUUCAGAGAGUGAAAGUAGUUCAAAGAUCAUUGAAGCAAUGAAUAAAGACAAUAAAAUGUUAGAAAACAUUCCUCUUGAUUAUGGAAAAGUCAAUCCUUUGUUCCAAGAGGAGAAGAAUGAAGCAAGAAUGCGAUACCAACCUGAGCCUUUGCGUAAUGACUAUACAGACCAAACAAAUAAUCUUAACUCCUUCCCCGACAGACCACGUAGCGAAUCUACCGAGAAAUACAGACAACCGAUGACAAACAACUAUUAUAGUGAUGUGGAAGAUCCUUACAGACGACAUUCUCAAAGCAGCCUCCAAUAUUCUCAUGGAAGUUUCUACCGAGGACAGAAUCGUACAAACGAUACAGAUAAUCAAAAUGGUAGAAGUGGCGACAAUUAUACCAGUAAGGAUAGAUACGUAUAUAUUGAAGGGAAAUCAGGAGGGAGACGGCUUUAUAAGAAAGUUGAAGAUGACGUAUUAGGUGAAAACACUCUGAUUUAUCAACCAUCGAACAUGCCUCGUCCAAUCCAAAGAGAAAAUGUGGAAUCUGUUGGAGACAAUUUCUCUUUGCGCCCCGCACCUGUAUAUGCAGAAAGUCAAAGAUCAACAACUUAUGACAAAAUUGACACAGACAAACCGUAUAAGAUUCAGCGACCGAUUAUCAAGCAUAAUAACAUAUAUUCUUAGAGAUCUAGAAGUUCAAACACUUGGAUAAACAGACAGGGCACCCUGACCGAACCCUUUUGCAUUUGUGUUGAAGUGAACAUUGAUAUUUUCAUUAUAAUUAUGCAAUCCACUCUUUUCCAUUUCGACAGCGAUA